Messenger RNA from Rhipicephalus sanguineus (brown dog tick), 1116 nucleotides. RefSeq lists its product as uncharacterized. The transcript has 7 exons. The record is from RefSeq and is a predicted model, not a curated record. Bases 1 to 1116 code for a protein of 371 amino acids. Lineage: Eukaryota; Metazoa; Arthropoda; Arachnida; Ixodida; Ixodidae.
AUGUCGCAGCAAGGCACGUUGUCGUCCCACGAGACACCUCAGCGCAAGGCGACCCCGCGCUUCACCGAGGGCGAAAAAAGUGUGCUGAUCUUUUACCCUUCUAGGAAAUUCUACCAAAAAGCUGGAAGCGUUCUUAUACAAACCUACCCACAGCUCCGUGAUCCAUGUGGCAGUGGGCAUGAUUCAUGGGUGGUCAUGAUCCGUCAAAAAUUUAAAAAUGAGCGCCGGAAGCUCAGUUCCAGCAGAGUGACGGAAAGCAGGCAAAAAUUUGGAGCUGCUGCGAAACGGCCCGCAACAUCUGCGGAAAAAAAUCUCACAAAGAAGGGGAAGGUUGGCCAAAAGCUGGCACAGGACUUGCCUCCGUGCUGUGAAGAUCUAGCAAGCAUUGCGGCACAUGAGGCGUGGUUGUUGGCGGAGAUGGGCAAGCCACUGCCUGACAUUGAACAAAUCCGCUGCCGGCUCGAGUUGAGUCACAGCAGCAGAAUAAAACAAUUAAGCCAAAUACCUUUUGCCGCAGCGCUGGAAAGAUACCCUUACCUGAUGGACAUUGAAUGGUUUCUCCAUGAUUUCAAUUCUCUCAUUAAGAAGGAUGGAGAGAAAGCCAUCGAACAUGGUUUCAGCCAGGUCAUGGGACUGGCUGUGGGAGGUGCUCUUGGGGCACGCAAGAAAGACGUAGGCCCCUUACUCGAAGUGUUUGACCCAGCAAUGAGUCCACGACGUAAGAAACAUAUCCAGACUGUGCGCACAUUGUGUCUGCUGGCAAGACUACUCAAUCAACCUACAUCAGUGGAGGCAUUGUUUGUGCCCAUGGAGCAGGAUAAGCCGCAAACUCCAUGCAUAAUUUACUCCGGCUCAUCUGCUGAAGAGGCCGUAGACAUGUUUUUGUCAGUGGAAGGCGUCAAAAUGACAAGAGUCAUUGAUGCCACUCAGGGCAUAACAGCCAUUAUGGCAGCCUAUUGGCUGUUCGAUGUCAGCUAUGCGCCGUUGACGCAGAACGUGUGCUGUUUAUUUGAGCACUUGUUUUUGGACAUAACAGUGACCAAACCAAAGUGCGUUGUACAGAGAUUCAUUGCCACCCAAAAGAUGGCUGUAUUCCCUGCGGCCAUGGAUGUAUGA